CCUCCUCCUCCUGCAGGCUCCCGGCAGAUUAAUUAAUUAAUUAUGCAUUUUCCCAUCCAGUUAUUGGAUUCCCUGAGCAAUAUAUCACACGCAACGACGACGACAUCAUCAUCUCCUGGAUCUCUUCCGAGAGGCAAUCCCACCUCUGGUUGAUCAGUGAUCGCAGCUUCACUUCACACUCCACCAACGCCGCAGCCAUCGCCGGCGAAUUCGCCGCCAACAGCGAUCCCUAUCCGGCUUGGCACAACUUCUCCCCUUCGAUGUCGGCCAGCAAGUUUCAGCAGCAAUCGAUGCUCACUCUCAGAGGCUCCCUCCUCUCUCUCGCAAUCCUAACCUUCGUCUCCCUCACUUACCUCUCCCUCAACUCUCUCCACUCCUCGUUCUCCUCCUCCGCGCAGUCCUCUCCCGCCGCAAUCUCGGCCUCCGGGAAGCAGAUUAUUCAGCCGCUAAGAGAGACGGAGGCUUCGGCGGGGCAAGAAGAGAGCGGAAAUGCGAAGGAGGACGAGGAGGCAGGGAGGAGCGAUGGCGACGACGAGAUUACGGAUCUGUACCAUUACCCGGAGGUAUUCAAGUUGAAUUACGCGGCGAUGGAGGAGAAUUUCAAGGUUUAUAUCUACCCGGACGGUGAUCCGAAAACGUUUUAUCAGACUCCGAGGAAAUUGACGGGGAAGUACGCGAGCGAGGGCUACUUCUUCCAGAACAUUAGAGAGAGUAAAUUCAGAACUGAGGAUCCGGAUCAGGCUCACCUCUUCUUCAUCCCGAUUUCAUGUCAUAAGAUGCGAGGCAAGGGUACUUCGUAUGAAAACAUGACCAUAAUUGUUCAAAAUUAUUUGGACGGCUUGAUAGCCAAGUAUCCUUACUGGAACAGGACUCUUGGCGCAGAUCACUUCUUUGUCACAUGUCAUGAUGUUGGUGUAAGAGCAACUGAAGGUGUUCCAUUUCUUGUGAAAAAUGCAAUUCGAGCAGUUUGCUCCCCAAGUUAUGACGUUGGAUUCAUUCCACACAAAGAUGUUGCACUUCCUCAAAUUCUGCAGCCAUUUGCCCUCCCUGCUGGAGGCAAUAAAUGCAAUCAAAUAUUUCUCCGUAGUGAGUGUCGACAUUGUUCCCUAACCAGAACCAUGGUUUGCAGGACUACUCUUGGCUUCUGGGCUGGCCAUAGGAACUCCAGAAUUAGAGUUAUACUGGCACGUGUUUGGGAAAAUGAUACGGAGCUCGAUAUUUCGAACAACAGAAUAAGUAGGGCCACAGGACAUCUCGUGUAUCAGAAAAGAUUUUACAAGACUAAAUUUUGCAUAUGCCCAGGAGGUUCGCAGGUCAACAGUGCUCGAAUAACAGACUCAAUCCACUAUGGUUGUGUUCCUGUGAUAUUAUCCAACUACUAUGACCUGCCAUUCAACGACAUCAUUGACUGGAACAAAUUCGCUGUUGUACUGAAAGAGAAAGACGUGUAUCAGCUGAAGCAGAUCCUCAAGGACAUACCACAUGAGAAGUUCCUCGAGUUGAAUAAGAAUGUAGCCAAGGUACAGAAGCACUUCCAGUGGAAUUCACCACCGGUCAAGUACGAUGCAUUCCACAUGGUGAUGUAUGAUUUGUGGCUGCGUCGUCAUGUCAUCCGAUACUGAAUGUUGAAACGAGAAUAGCUUGUAAAUUUUCACAUCCCUGGUCGCGUCUGUUGCUCACUAUUAUUUGAUUUGUUCUUCAGACUUUUACACAUUCGAAUACCUUCCACAGUUCAUCUAGGCUGUAGAUCCUUUGCUGUGUUGUUUUUCUCCCCCUAUCGUUUCGAGCUGUAACAAGGUUGUAACAUGAAAAAGAGAUAGUAGACAGGGUGGGAGAGAUUGGUUCUUGGACAUCUUAUAGGAAUUUCGGAGCAUCUGUGUCACUGUUGACCUCUUGGCUUCUUGUUGUUCAGAGGAGUAAGCUUUGGUUCUUGAACUCAUCAGAAAGAGCUUCCCAAAUCUUGAGCUCCUGGUGGGAUUAGAGGCUUGGGAAGAAUUGGCAUUUUACUGUUAGAUCAAUUUUCAUAGUUGUUUGUAAUACGGAGAUUUUAUGAACUAGUUAAAAACUUGAAAGCGUAAGAAGUGCAGCUGACGGGUACACUAUCUGUGAGAACCAUGAGGAGUCUAUAUGCACUGUUUAUUCCAUUGCCAGCAUGCGACUAUAAUUUGGACGUCUUCUG
This is a messenger RNA of Linum tenue, 2179 nucleotides long. NCBI's taxonomy places the organism in Eukaryota, Viridiplantae, Streptophyta, Magnoliopsida, Malpighiales, Linaceae. The record is from the annotation of a GenBank genome assembly.